AUGAAGUCAAUUGAUAAUCAUAAAAAGAACAAUAUCUCCACUUUAGCCUUGGAUGGGGAUGGUAGCAGAUCAGGUACCCCAGAGGCCACACCCCCAGGGACCCCUAAGAAACACAAGAGAAAGAACAGCAGGGGGCCUGAACUCCCCACCCUCAUCCCACUCAGAGAGUCUGUCACCUUUGAUAUGAAAAAUAUAUUAAAGAUGAAGGACAUCAAGACAGAUGUAGGCUAUGCCAGAGCUUGGGUAAGACUUGCACUGGAAAAGAAACUUCUCUCCAGACAUCUGAAAGAGCUGCUGUCUGAUACAGAUUUACUGAGGAGCAGCUACAAGAGAUAUGCCUUUCUACGCUGUGAAGAUGAAAGAGAACAGUUCCUCUGCCACCUCCUCUCCCUCAAUGCUGUGGACUACUUCUGUUUCACAAACACAUUCACUAGCACAAUCAUCCCAUACAGAGUGUUGAUCUUUCCAAGUAGAAAGUUUCAAGGUUAUGCUACCUCAGCCAACCCUUACAUCUGCCUGGCAGGCAACCUGGGAGACACGGGGGUUGUCCAGGUGGCCAGACACACCCUGGAGAUCUUAGUAGAGCACAAGAACCUUGGCAUGCUGACCACCCUGAGGAUAGGCCAUGAUAACAGUGGAAUAACACCUAAGUGGAUGAUAGAGCAUGUCUUGGUCAGAAAUGAUAUCACUGGACAUACUUACAAGUUUCCAUGUGGACGGUGGCUAGGAAAAGGAAUUGACGAUGGCAGUAUUGAGCGACUACUGGUUGGUGAGCUGGUUCCUCUCACAACUGAUGGAGAAGAUCUUUGCUAUGCAUGCAGCACCCCACCCAGGACAAGGUCACCUAUUUUACCAAGGAAGGCACCAGAGACUAAGGUCAGACUGCCAGAAAUACAGCAGAUGUUGGGGGAAUCUGUCAACAACUUGGUGAAACAUUACUACAAACCAGAAAAAGAGCGAGGCAGCUUAACUUACCUGUUGUGUGGAGAAGGUGGGCUAGUGGAGUGUUUAGACAAUGUGUUCCAGUAUGGUUACAAAUCUGCCAGGCUGUUCAGGAAUAGACUAUAUGCAUGGGACUACAUAGAAAAAUGCCAAGCUUACUUUGCCAGUGCAUUGAAAGAGGAUGUAAAAGUCUCCCAGAUGAAAAGAGCAGCCUACAUGUCUUAUUGCAAUGUGGUUGCCAGGAUUAAUGAAGCAUCACAGAGUGUAGGGAAAGAUGGGAAAUUUCAGCUCUUUGUGUGUGUGGGUCUAAGGGAUCAUGUUCUAGAGCGCUGGCUGCCUGUCAUGGCUGAGGCACCAGUCACUGCCAGUAUGUAUGAGGAAAAUUCCUUCAUGAGAGAACCAACCUUGCUGAACUUUGUUGUUCAUUUAAUUCACUCACUCAGAGACUUCACAAUAACAUUGGAGGCAUCUCUUGUCAAAGGCUUGGAUGUUUAGAGCUUUUACUCCAAUAAGGACAUGGGUCAGUAAGUGGACAUCGAACUAGAGAAAGAAAAUUAUACUGAUAGUGUAGAAUGAAAAAGCACACUUCUCUUACAGUGGACUGCAUGUCUAGACAUUGCGGUGGUCAGUAUGAGAGUGGACAAUUGGCAAAUUGCUAAUUAUAAGGCAUUAAGGCCAGAGGUUAAGGAAUUUUCUAGAAUGAUACUGAGUUAUAGGAUAUGCUAACCCACCGUAUAGUAAUAUUUUGAAGAACAGUGCAUUAGUAGCAGUUUACAUCUGGGCGGUUAUCGGUAUCUUGUUGAGGAAUGGUGUCUUUGGUCUUGCCACAUGUUGGACCACUAGUUAAGAAAGUACCAGGCAAAUAUAGCAGUAAAGGGUUUUACCCUAAAAUGCAUUAUGGGUUUGAAUUUUUUUAAGAAGAUCGUUGCCCUUGUGUGAUAUUUAAAUGUCUUCUUGUUUCAUUUGAUUUUUAAUGGUGUUUAAUCACAGAAGUGGACAAGAUGUGAUCCCACCUCAGUCCAUGGUAAGAUGACAGUGACUUAACUGAUAUUGAGAUAGUUAUGACGUUGGGUUGGGUUUUUUAUAUGCUUUGAAGUGUUUGAAUACUGAUGAAUUACUUGUCUAAUUAAUUGAAAGGCCCACACUUUUUAUGAUUUUGUUUAGCAGUUUUAGGUAUCGUAUGAACAUCUGUUAUGUGUAUAAAUAUAAUUACAAACUGAACUGAAGCUGCAUGGCACAGCUAUGUUUAUGUUUAACAGCACAGUUAAGUUUAUAGUUGAAGUCUUGAAGAUGAGUAUCCUUGCUCAUAUGAUGUACAUACUUUUUAAAGCCAGUAUUACUGCCUCACAAGGGUGCUAUUGAGAUUACUUUGAAAAUUGCCUUGAAAAUGGGAUUUCUCAUUCAUUUUGUCAUUUUAUUUGUGAAUGAGUGGUUUAAUGUGCUAUUCUGUAUAAGCAUUUAAGUCUCAUUUUAUUAGAUGCAUUGGGUUGAUGCAAUAUUGCAGUUUUAUUUUUUUCUUAGCGUCAGUUUGAUAGCAAUUCUGCUGUGAAUGAUAAAUUGUAUACCAUUCUCAGUUCUCUUUUAAUUCAAUAUUAAAAUGUCAUGGAUUAAACUUAAAAAGUGAAAAUAAUAAGGGCAGAAAAGCACACAUCAUCUUGUGCACUUGACGUUCCUUAUUUUCUUGUUUUAAGUUAUACCGCUUUUAACUUGCUUACAUUAGGUGCUGUAAACAAAAUCUUUUCCUCUCUGUUGAAGGUGAAGAAAUAUUUAAUUUUGUCUUAAGACUUUUCUUGAGGAUUUUAUAAAAUGAUUGUUUUAUUUAUUAUUAAUGGUGAUAACUAUAAGUCUAAAAUUACACUGCCAGAACAGUAUAACAUGAUUCUAGUCAUUGUGCUCUGUAUUCAGUAUGUUGAUCUCUCAUAUUAUCUCAUCAUCUGUAUAUAAGUGAAAACCAUGACUGGCAAUAAAUUCAUUUUCUUAAAAGGCAUUUUAAAAUCUUGAAAUUUUAUUCACUACACAGUUUU
Messenger RNA from Lingula anatina, 2966 nucleotides. RefSeq names its product DENN domain-containing protein 5B. The record is from RefSeq and is a predicted model, not a curated record. NCBI's taxonomy places the organism in Eukaryota, Metazoa, Brachiopoda, Lingulata, Lingulida, Lingulidae. Gene Ontology annotation, molecular function: guanyl-nucleotide exchange factor activity; small GTPase binding.